AUGGUCUUUAUUCUCGGCGUCAACUUCCCUGAGCGGAACCUGCUCAAGAAAUCAUUGCAGUCGUUCUUUGGCAUUGGAAACGAUACCUCCUCUCGUCUCCUCGCUCGCUUCAACAUCCACCCAACAUGCCGAGUAGGCGAGUUGGCCAACAAGCAGGUCCUUGACCUUACAGCCGUUCUUUCCGAGAUGAAGAUUGAGAAUGAUCUCCGCCGAGAAGUCUUGAAUGAUAUUAAGCGUCUGAAGGAGACUGGAACAUACCGGGGUCGCCGACACGCACUGGGCCUACCCGUCCGCGGUCAACGGACUCGCACUCAGAUCAAAACCCCUGUCAAGUUGAACCGCAUGGAGCGUCGACUGUGA
Molecule: messenger RNA, 360 nt
Organism: Penicillium chermesinum
Lineage: Eukaryota; Fungi; Ascomycota; Eurotiomycetes; Eurotiales; Aspergillaceae
Product: mitochondrial 37S ribosomal protein uS13m
Exons: 4
Coding region: 1-360 (119 amino acids)
Biological process (GO): translation
Cellular component (GO): small ribosomal subunit; mitochondrion; ribosome
Molecular function (GO): structural constituent of ribosome; RNA binding
Source: RefSeq, a predicted model, not a curated record